Molecule: messenger RNA, 2215 nt
Organism: Dunckerocampus dactyliophorus (ringed pipefish)
Lineage: Eukaryota; Metazoa; Chordata; Actinopteri; Syngnathiformes; Syngnathidae
Product: galactose mutarotase-like
Exons: 9
Coding region: 173-1213 (346 amino acids)
Biological process (GO): beta-D-galactose catabolic process via UDP-galactose, Leloir pathway; glucose metabolic process
Molecular function (GO): carbohydrate binding; aldose 1-epimerase activity
Source: RefSeq, a predicted model, not a curated record
GUAGAAGAAGAGUCCUGUCCGUGAAUUUUUUUCUUUUAGUCCGUGCUGUCUACAAGGGAAAUAAACGCGUAUGGAACUCUGCUACCUUGAAUGUGACAAGUUUUGACUUCGAGGACCGAAAAGUACAGUGCGAAGGAAAUUAGUUACUGACGCUGUCUGGCUCGUUUACAAAAUGACCCAGGUUGGAUGUCAGCCGUGGGGAAAUUUGCCGAGACAUGGUCCCGUAGACCUGUGGACGCUGCAGUCCCAUCAAGUGCGGGUGGAGGUCCUAACACUGGGUGCCAUCAUCAGGUCUGUGUGCAGCAAGGGGAAAGACGGUCAGAUGGAAGACGUAGUCUUGGGCUUUGAUGACUUGGAAGGUUAUGUGUCAGACAAGCGGUAUUUUGGAGCUGUGGUGGGCCGUGUAGCCAACAGGAUUGCACAAGGACGCUUUGAAGUGGAUGGCAAAACAUAUCAACUAGACAUCAACAAUGGGCCACAUGCUGUGCAUGGGGGACUGCGAGGUUUCAGUAAGGCUAUUUGGCUUGCUACAGCAGUGGAGGGUGGAGUCAAAAUGAGUCUUUCCAGUCCAGAUGGAGACCAGGGCUACCCUGGAGAGAUGGAGGUUUCUGUUACAUACACCUUGCAGGGGGAAAAACUGACUGCAGAAUAUCAAGCCUGGUCUUCUAAAUCAACACCAAUCAACCUCACUAAUCACUCCUACUUCAACUUGGCUGGACAGGCUGCGCCUACCAUCAAUGACCAUGAAGUGUCGAUAAGUGCUCAGUUCUACUUGCCUGUGGAUGACACUUCUAUCCCAACAGGAGAGGUGAAGACAGUGGGUGGCUCACCUUUUGACUUCAGAAAGCCUGUUCUGAUUGGUCCUCGGCUUAAGGAAGUUCGAGGUGGAGGAUUUGACCACACCUUUUGUUUGUCAUCACCUGGAGACCCAUGGACCGAGAGACUUGUUGCUAGAGUUUAUCACUCAGCCAGCGGCCGUAUUCUGGAGGUUUCCACCAGCCAACCAGGAGUCCAGUUCUAUACCGCAAACGUCUUGGAUGGCACAAUAACAGGAAAGGGUGGCGUUAAAUAUAGAAAGCACUGCGCCUUCUGUUUGGAGACUCAAAAUUGGCCUGAUGCUAUCAACCAGGCUUCAUUUCCUGACUGUCUUCUGCGUCCAGGCGAGGAAUAUCGACACCUGACUUCUUUCACAUUCACUUCUGCGGAUUGCUGAUUGACCAGUUUUGAGGACCCUAACAUAACCUACAUCGCUUAAUCUUAUCUACAUCGCUUAAGUACAUUCCAUUGCACUUCCUAAGACAAAAUUAUAAAAAUAUGAAGUUGUCAUCCAUUUUCCACCCAUUUUCUGUACCACUUUAAUGUGUCCUCAUUAAUGUUACGGGUUAGCUGGAGCCUGUCCCAGCUGAACUUUGGGUGGGGAACACCCAGGACUAGUCGACAAGUCAAUCACAGGGCACGUACAGUAUCGACAAACAUUCACACUCACAUUCACACCUACAGUAUGUCACAAAAUGACAUUUUAGCAACUAUUUUAUAUCUUUUUAUAUCAACCCGACCUUGAAUAAGUGGAAGAAGAUUGAUGCAGACACAAUUUGGACAUUUUUGCUAUCAGUGUAUUUACUUCUGUUGCCAGCGGUUUAGACAUUAAUGGUUGUGUGUUGAGUUAUUUUGAGAGGACAGCAAAUUGACACUGCUAUUCAAGCUGUACACUGAUUACUUUACAUUGUAUCAAAGUGGUGUCUCUUUAGUUUUGUCCCAUGAAAAGAUAUCAUAAAAUAUAUUUGAAGAAAUGUGAGGGGUGUACUCGCCCUUCGUGUGUGGACAAUUUAGACACACGGGGAGAACGGGUAAGGGAGCCUUGAAGAAGAAUUACACGUCCACCAGAUCAAUCUCAGUGACACACAACACACAGACAAAUGCAGCAUUGGUUGGAACCAAAGUGUAUAAAAACUCAUGCUUUUGAAGCUAUUUAUUUGGACAAGUGGCUGCAGACUGCUUGGCAGCCUGUUCUGUUCUUCAUGUUGUGAACACCAGAGGGCCAUUCUAUAAAUUGGCCAUGUUUUCCUCCACUCUGAUGUGCCUCAUUUCACAAUGGUUCUGACUUUUAUCAAAACAUGUAUAUUGCAUUAGCAUUCUGUGUUGUCUGUAAGGACAGUGUCACUUUUGGUCCAUGAUCAAUCUGACAACAGAAAAUGUUUUUUUUAAUAAAUCUCAA